UGUAAAUAAAAUAGUAACAAGUUAUUAACACAAAAAUUUCAUACCUACCUUCAAUAACUAAAGCAAAUGCAGAUGUUAAUGAUGAAAGUACCUCACUAAUAAUGUGAGAAUUAUAACAUUUAGAAAAGCCAAUGGGAAAAGUUAUUUCUUUCUAAAAUAUAAUUACUAUGCAGUUGUACCUCAAUUAUCUGAACCUCUGUUAUCCAAACUUUUUCACCACCUUAAACCCUAAAUUUCAUGUUUUUACAUUUUUGGGUACAUUGAGGCUACAGUUUCCAAAUUUUUGUUAUAGAAUAUUUAAGUGGAGCAGUGCUUCCUAUUUGAGAUUGCAAAUCACCGCCAAAGUGACAGAAAAAUAUCUUCGAAUCUUAAUCUUCUAUUUGCUACCAUGGACCUUGCAAAUGAUUGCAACGACACUUCUGGAGACAGAAUUAGAGAUACACCUCUGCAUUUGGCGAUAAGGGAAAAUCAGCCUGAGACAUUCAAUCUUCUUUUAGAGGAGAGUAACCUGAACGCAAGAAAUCAAAAUGGUGAAACAUCACUUCACUAUGCAGCUUUGCAUAACCGCCCUGAAUUCGCAAAGACACUUAUAGAUAAUGGCGCCAUUGUUAACGUUAUCGACCUUUGUUCACGAACGCCACUUGAUGUCGCCUUGGAGGUAGAAAACGUUAAAGUAGCAGAAGUUUUGUUUAAACAUGGUGCUGUUUUAAGUGACUACGAUUUGAAAUACAUGGGACCUCUUCGUUCCGCAGUUAGAAAAGGAAAUUUGGAAAUGGUAAAACUGCUCAUGGCGAAUGGAUGUAACAAAGUCGAUGUUCCAAAAGAUGAUGCCAGUUAUAUCGAAUCUUCUCUUAAAUUCGCAGUAUCGUCCGAUCGUUUGGACAUUCUAGAAUAUCUCAUGAAGAAUGGGGUAAAAAGCAGCGCAACAGUUAAUCAGGAUAAAUUACACUUAUUUACAGCAAUUGCUUCGGGCUACGGUAAUUUGGCUACUUUAAAAUGUUUAGUCGAUCUUGGUUUUAAGACGAAAGCGGCAGAUUCUGUAUUUUAUACUUCAAUGUAUAUAAAUAUCCAUGACGUGUGGCAGUAUUUAUUAAAAUGUUUCUCGAAAAUUAAUGCAAAAACCUAUUAUAAAGAGAAGCAGAUUCAUUUUUCUAUUCGAAUGGGCCAAGUGGAAUCUGUUACAACAAUCGUAAACGAACCAAGAAAUAAAUAUAAAUUGAACGCUUUCGAUAGACAAUUGGCUGUUUACAUUGCUGCUGAAAGUGGCAAUGAUGAAAUACUAGAAAUCCUUUUGAAAGCUCAUUAUCCUGUUGAUAGUUUAUUUAAGAAAACAAGUGCUUUACACGUUGCAGCAACAUUCGAACACCCGAGACUAGUGAAACUGCUAUUGGAAGCUGGAGCUGAUGUUAAUUUACAAACUGAAGAUGGUCUCACUCCAUUAUAUUUCGCAGCAUGUGCAGCACAGCCAGCUGUAGUGAAAUUCCUCCUUGAAAAUGGUGCUGAUCCCUCUAAACCCUCUAAAUCCAGUGAAUCACCGUUGCAAGCGGCUUUGAAGUUAUAUUCGUCCAUAGUUUCUUUCAAACCAAUUUCUCCAUUAGUUUUUGAGAGUUUGGUGAAAGUGACGGAGACGCUAAUUCGGUGUUCAAAAACUGAAAAUGGUAAAGGCUUACUUCCAUAUGCAAUUAGAAUAAGAGUUUCAAAUAACAAUAAUUCAAAUCUGGAAUCAAAGGAAAUAAUAUCGGACCCAUGUGAUUCUGAAUUUCGUCCUGAAAUCAUUAGAUGCCUAUUUAAUUAUCUAAGUGAUGAAUUAAUUGAAUAUAUUUCUGAAAUAGUGGUAAAUAAGUCGUUUCCAGUAGAACAGACACCGGCAUUGUUUCACCUUCUGAUGGAAUAUAAUGAUUUCAACUGGUGUUUUCAUAUCAGAAUAGAUGAUGUGGAGAAUAAGUACAAGUGCCAAGUGCUCCUAACUAGUUACUCUAGAAACAUUGAUAAUCUUUUAUAUACUGCAAAGCACAUUAUCUUGUAUAAGGAUGGUAACAUAUACAAAGAGUUCGAAAUAGAUGGUCAAAUAGUUUUUUUAAAGUUGAUAGUCUCACGAUUAGUUUUGUUGACUACUAAUUGUUAUCUACCUUUUAUUGAAUUUUGUUUAGAGAAUGAUCUUAAUGAUUGGCGAGAAAAGUGCUUGAAAGAGGAGGUGGACAUGAAAAACACGAAAAUUAAUGAAAAUAUGAUCGUUACUUUCUACGACGUAUUAACGAAAUCAACAAAUGAAGUUGCAAUGUACGCGAGCAAUAAUGAUUUUUUAAAAGCAAUCGAAUCUUCUCUAACAAAAUUUCCGAUAUAUGCUGAUUUUUUGAAGGUAAAUGCCGAAAUAGCAGAAAGAAGAAGAAAUUUCAUCAACGACUGUGUUAAUUUAAUGUUAAAUUUGGUUCAAAACCGUCAUAGAAUUCGAAUUUCUACAGCUGAAAUCAAUGGGAUUUUCAAAUAUCUGUCAAUUGUAGAUUUGAGAAGAUUUUCAGCAGCUUUUUGCUAAAAUGUAAUUUUAAUACAUUUAAGACAAAGAUCAGUUUUUAUGUAUAAUUUGUUGUGAAUUUUCCUUCUACGAUGAAGAAAUUUUCAUUUAAGGAUUCCUUCUCAUCAAUGUUAUAGAAUAUGGUUUAAAUUUUAUAAAUAAUUAUUAAUAUAACAUUAAUUUUAGAGUUUAAAUUUAUAGACGUAUAUUGAGAUUACACGGUAAACUAAGCUUUACGCUUUAAAACAAUGUUUUGUACGUCGACACAUUAACAUUAACAAAUUGAACGCUUUUUAAAAGUUUGUUUAAAAUAUUUUAAUAAUGUGACAUUGAAUAAAAAAUCAGCUUUUUCAUCCCUCAGUGAGUUCUUUAUUUUUAUAUUCACUUAUGACAACCUGUAAGUAAUAAUGCUUUUUAUAAAAUACUUUAUUAAAUAAUACAGUAUUUUUAGUUUUAUCAUUUAUAUACGCGAUUUUAAUAUUUUAAUAUACUUUGCUCCGGGACUCCCAUUUGUAAUUGCAUAUUAAAUACAUUCAUUUAGUAUAUAUUUUCAAGUUCUACAUAAAUCUUAUUUUUUAAAUUUCAGAAUUUUAGAAGUUUAAUAUUUUCGACUGCAAUGAACGAAAAGCGAUAGAAUAGGAAAUCAAAAGAUACACGCAGAUUAAAUUAACAACAUACAAAUUAAACAAAAUCAUAUUGAUGUUAUAUUUUUACUAUGCAUGAAAUUUAAUGCAAAUUUAAACCAAGUCAACAAUUACUAACUACCUAACUAACAACCAUUACUAUCUUACUAACUUAAUAACUAACUCACUAAGUUAGUAAGUUAGUAACUAAGCUAGUUAGUUAGAUUGGUAGUUAGAUUGUUAGUUAGUUAGUAGUAUUUUAUUAAAUAUUAAAAUAUGAAGUGUCGGAGUUUUCAAAAUAAUCAAAGCCAUUCUAUAAAAUUAUGUCGCAGACAAAAUGAAAAAAUUUAUGAAUUUUAUCAGAUUCAUCAUUAUUUUUUUAGUACUGAACCCUUCCUCUUUAAGGAAGCAAAGAGGAUUUAUUUAAAUAAGUGAUACAAACUUUCUUAUUUUUGUUACAGAAUAUUUAAUUGGAGCUGUUUCUCCUAUUCGGGAGUGUAUAGAUCACUAUCAAAGCUUCAGUAAAGUGUAUUUGGAUCUAAUUCUUCAAUUCG
Molecule: messenger RNA, 3689 nt
Organism: Leptopilina heterotoma
Lineage: Eukaryota; Metazoa; Arthropoda; Insecta; Hymenoptera; Figitidae
Product: putative ankyrin repeat protein RF_0381
Exons: 1
Coding region: 389-2533 (714 amino acids)
Molecular function (GO): protein binding
Source: RefSeq, a predicted model, not a curated record